UUCAUCGUAAACAAAACAGUUUCCUCCUCUCCUCCUGAUUUAAUUGAUGUUGAUAAGAAGUGAUCCCGUCAAAUGCGGCUUGUGAUUUUGAGUUCGAUCCCGUGAUGAAUUAUGAAUUCCAUGAGAUGAUUGUUGAUUUUUGAAUUUCAUUUAUUUGUUAUUUUGCUCAAAAAUAAUCUAUGCACACCUUCAAGUCGUGUGUUUUGACACUACAUUGAUUAUCAAAUCCAAGCGACUGUUUCAUAUGAACUUUCUUCGAACGGCAAACCGUUUACAAAUUGAAACACUCCGACGGUGCAUCAUGAGUACGAGUGGUGAAAACUGUACCGGUAUUUCGCUUAAAACAAUUACUCAGAAAUUGUUGGAAUUUGCUCCUGCAUCAUUGGCAGAAUCUUGGGAUAAUGUCGGUUUACUUCUCGAACCAACUCGCGACUAUCCCAUCAAUCGAAUUUUACUUACAAACGAUCUAACAGAAGAUGUGCUGGAAGAAGCUCUAUCUAUCUCCGCCAAUUUAAUUAUAUCGUACCAUCCGCCGCUAUUCGUACCAAUUAAAAAAAUCACUCAAAACACUUGGAAGGAAAGAAUUGUAUCGAAAUGUUUAGCUAAUAAUAUCGCUAUUUAUUCUCCUCAUACGACGUGGGAUGUGAUUGAAGGAGGAGUGAAUGACUGGUUAGCGAGUGCCUAUGAUUUUGAAAUAAAAAAACCACUAAUUGUGCAGAAGUGUGAUAUUUCUAAAUCGGAAUAUAUUGUAACUGUUGAGUCAUCGAGUGAUCAGUUAGUGAACACUUUGAACGCUAAACUAUGCUCAAAUGUCGAUUUCAAAAUUUUAUCGACAGAAAAAGUCAAUAAAUCCAAUAUCAAAUUUACGGUGCGAUGUUCAAAUGAUACGUUACAGACAGUUUUGCCAAUUUUAAAUCAAACCGAGGAUGUAUUGUACUUCUAUGUCAAUCCUCAUCAUAUGGCGGAAGAAUCUGAAAGAGGGCUUGGUCGUAUGUGUACGCUAAAAAAUGAAAUUACAAUCCAAGAAGCUGUCGAAAAAUUGAAAUGUCACAUUGAUGUGCCUCACGUCCAACUUGCUUUAGCCAGGAAAGCCACUCUCGAACACAAAAUAAAGACAAUAGCAUUCGUUGCCGGGUCUGGUGGUUCUGUGAUGAAAAAUAUUCACUGUGAUUUGAAAAUUACCGGAGAAGCGUCUCAUCAUGAAGUCUUGGAUUCUGUUCACAAUGGAGCGUCUGUGAUACUAACCAAUCACAGUAAUUCAGAGAGAGGCUUUCUUGCCAAGUUUAAGGAAAUUUUAGGUUCCCUGCUGAAUAAUUCCUGCGUUUCAAUUGUUGUUUCGAAAACAGAUUCGGAUCCUUUGAAAGUAUUUUGAUUAUUCAUUCACCAACGCAGAUAGGUAUGCGGAUUGUUGAGUAUUUUCCUUUUUUGAAAGCUAUGCGGGUAACUUUGAAAUAAAGAUUUAUCACAUUAAUAAUAAUUUAUAUUUUCAAUCAUUCCGGGAUACAAUGUCUUGAAUAAAUCAUACAGACGAGCAAUA
Planococcus citri (citrus mealybug) is the source of this 1537-nucleotide messenger RNA. RefSeq names its product NIF3-like protein 1. The record is from RefSeq and is a predicted model, not a curated record. NCBI's taxonomy places the organism in Eukaryota, Metazoa, Arthropoda, Insecta, Hemiptera, Pseudococcidae. Gene Ontology annotation, cellular component: cytoplasm; mitochondrion. Bases 245 to 1372 code for a protein of 375 amino acids. The transcript has 7 exons.